This is a messenger RNA of Etheostoma cragini (Arkansas darter), 1351 nucleotides long. RefSeq lists its product as uncharacterized. The record is from RefSeq and is a predicted model, not a curated record. NCBI's taxonomy places the organism in Eukaryota, Metazoa, Chordata, Actinopteri, Perciformes, Percidae. The transcript is spliced from 11 exons. Gene Ontology annotation, molecular function: zinc ion binding. Bases 177 to 1229 code for a protein of 350 amino acids.
AACAGCCGUCCUUCUGCCCUGAACCGAAAGUGAAAGACGAGUUUAUUAAAAACCUUUAGAUCGGUUUCGGAGUAAGAGAGAUUCAAUUGCGUCCAAUGGAACCAUAACGUUUAUAUUUAUAUAUAGGUUUGUUAAAUCUGCCUUGUUGUUGUUAUUACCGUGACUUUCCUCCGAGCAUGGAAAGCGAAGAUGAGAGUCGCAAUCGGCACCAGACUCCAGUCAAUGGGAAACAUUUUGAGUGGCAGCUGUCAAAUGGACAUCAGUGGCUGCCAAUUGAAAAUGACCACGUCAUCGAGACUCACUACUGCCAACCUGGAGCUAAAGGAAUCACUAUCAAUCUUGGUGAUAGGCAGGUUUUCAUCGACUUUGAUCAGUUACAGACUCUAACUGCAGCUCUGAAGGUGCAGAGACUAAGCUUCCUACCUCAGGGCCAGACUGAGGACGUAGGCUGGUUCUUCAGAGAUGACCAGCUGUGGCGUGAAUAUGGGUCCCCGAGCUCCAGCAAGCUGCCUUCCUCAAUCGGCAGUGGAGAUGUCGAGCGUCGGUUCACUCUAAACCCUCAGGGAACCUUCAUCUUCACGGUGGGCUCGACAAGCUACUCACUCAACUUCUCCUCCAUGACCCAAACAAACUGCAUCACAGGCCGGGGCAGGAAAGUACGAAGGCGUCCUAAAUUCACUUUCAACCCAGGGAGCCUUUACGCCACCUCAGCGUUCCCCACUGCGUCCUCCUCCCAGCCCACUGAUGGAGGCUACAAGUGGGAGUUCAUGGGAGAUGGGGAGAAAUGGACAGAAUACAAAGCACAUAUAUGUUCAUUUGACAGCACUGCCAUUGAGACGCAGUACCAGCUAAAUCCACACGGCCAGCUGCACUUCAAGAUCAAGAGAUUCUCGUACACUCUGGAUUUUUCAGGAAUGUGUCAAGUCAAUGACAAUAUUGGGACUACAAGAGCAGUGAGGAGGACUGGUGAUGAUGGGAGACAUCAGAACAGCAGCAGUCCGGGCACACUGCCACGAUGGCAGUUUCAAGAUAUUGGUGGAACUUGGAAAGACUUUUCUGAAGUACAAAGCAUUUCCAGUCAGGACAUUGAGCUAAAGUACCAAAAGAACCCGUCAGGAACCAUAACGUUUUCAACCAAGAAAUUUAGCUACGAGCUAAACUUCUCAGCUAUGACUCAGAGGAACCUGUCCACAAACACCACCAGAUCAGUGCGAAGACUUAACCAAUGACCAUGGGACAACUAUUUGGAUGUUGAUCCUCAGUUACCUCACUGCCUGUCUCAGGGUGUCUCUCACACAUUGGAAGGACUCAGUGUUGUUCUUCACAAACUGCCUCUGUCUUUAUUAAUGAC